Rhodamnia argentea is the source of this 2703-nucleotide messenger RNA. Its product is annotated as subtilisin-like protease SBT5.3. Lineage: Eukaryota; Viridiplantae; Streptophyta; Magnoliopsida; Myrtales; Myrtaceae. Bases 131 to 2449 code for a protein of 772 amino acids. The record is from RefSeq and is a predicted model, not a curated record. The transcript has 11 exons. Gene Ontology annotation, molecular function: serine-type endopeptidase activity. Gene Ontology annotation, biological process: proteolysis.
UGUGGCGGUGGAGACUCUCUCUCUCUCUCUCUCGUUCACAAACAUUAUAAAGAGGACAAACCCAUCUUCGCUUCUUUUCUACUGUUCUUGCAAGAGGGGUGGUGCAAGUGCCAUAACCAAAGCAGUUGCCAUGAGCCUUUCCGUUCACCUUCUCAUGCUCUUUCUUCUCUCGCUAGCACAGCACCAGACACCCGCUUUUGCUACCAGAAAGGGAUCGAAGUCGUGGGUGGUUUACUUGGGAUCUCACUCGCACGGCGGGGAUGCUUCAUCGGCUGAUCUGAGUCGAGCGACGGAGUCUCACCACGAGUUUCUUGGCUCUUUCUUGGGAAGCCGGGACGCCGCCGAAGACGCCAUCUUCUAUUCGUACACGAGGCACAUCAACGGCUUCGCCGCAACUCUUGAAGAUGAAGUGGCCGCCCUAAUCGCUCGGCACCCAAGAGUGGUGUCGGUCUUCCCGAACCAGGGCAAGAAACUACACACAACAAGAUCGUGGGAGUUCCUAGGCCUCGAGGCAAACGGCGUGAUUCCUUCCAAUUCAAUUUGGAAGAAGGCUCGAUUCGGUGAAGAUACCAUCAUUGGGAACCUUGACACAGGGGCGUGGCCAGAGUCGAAGAGCUUUAGCGACGGAGGGUUGGGACCGAUCCCUCCAAAGUGGAAAGGAAUCUGUCAAAACGACAGGGAUCCUCGCUUUCGCUGCAACAGGAAGCUCAUCGGCGCCAGAUACUUCCAUGAGGGCUAUGCCGCCGCGGUGGGACCCCUCAACGCCUCCUUCGACACCCCCCGCGACAACGAAGGCCACGGGUCCCACACCCUCUCCACCGCCGGCGGCAACUUCGUCCCCGGCGCCAGCGUCUUCGGCUAUGGCCGGGGCACCGCCAAGGGGGGCUCCCCGAGGGCCCGAGUCGCCGCCUACAAGGUCUGCUGGCCGCCGGCCGCCGGCAACGAGUGCUUCGACGCGGACAUCCUGGCUGCCUUCGACGCGGCCAUACACGACGGCGUGGACGUCCUCUCCGUCUCCCUCGGCGGCGUUCCCUCCCCGCUGUUCAACGACAGCAUCGCGAUCGGCUCCUUCCACGCCGUGAAGAAUGGCAUCGUCGUGGUUUGCUCGGCCGGGAAUUCCGGACCCGCCGACGGCACCGUCACGAACAUCUCACCUUGGCUGAUCACCGUGGCAGCAAGCACCAUGGAUCGGGAUUUCUCUAACUACGUGGUGAUUGGCGAUAAGAGGCGAUUCAAGGGUGCAAGCUUAUCCCCAACUUCCUUGCCUGGAAGCAAUUUCUACAAGCUUAUCAGCGCAGCAGAUGCAAGAUUGCCCCAUGUGUCGGCCGAUGAAGCGCUGCUCUGCAAGAAUGGAACGCUUGAUCCGAGAAAGGUGAAGGGGAAGAUCCUAGUUUGCCUUCGAGGAGAAAACGCGAGGGUCGACAAGGGAGAGCAGGCCUUCCUGGCCGGCGCGGUCGGGAUGGUCCUUGCCAACGAUUUGCUCUCGGCAAACGAAAUCAUCCCGGACCCUCAUUUCCUUCCCGCGUCUCACGUCAACUACACCGACGGGGCAGCCAUCUUCAGUUACAUCAACUCGACUAAGUUUCCCACUGCUCAGAUCACACGUGUAGUGACAACUAUGGGCGUGAAGCCGUCUCCAUUCAUGGCGGCUUUUUCCUCCAAGGGGCCGAACACCAUCACACCCGAAAUUCUAAAGCCGGAUAUUACUGCACCUGGAGUCAGUGUCAUAGCUGCCUAUACUGAAGCAGAGGGUCCGACAAAUGAGGAUUUCGAUAAACGCCGGGUUCGUUUUAAUGCGGUGUCAGGCACCUCGAUGUCGUGUCCUCAUGUUUCUGGCGUUGCGGGUCUUCUGAAAACUCUACAUCCAGAAUGGAGUCCUGCUGCAAUUCGAUCAGCAAUCAUGACUAGUGCGACGACACAAGAUAAUGCAAUGGAAUCGAUCAUUAACGCCUCCUACGACAAGGCGAUUCCUUUCAGUUACGGAGCUGGACACAUCCAACCCAACCGUGCUAUGGACCCUGGCCUGGUCUAUGAUCUGGGUAUCAAAGAUUAUCUCAACUUCUUGUGUUCUCUAGGUUACAACGCGACGCAGAUCUCGAGGUUCUCUGAUGGUGCCUAUAAUUGUUCAAAACGCAUCAGUCUUCUAGACUUCAACUAUCCUUCGAUCACGGUUCCUAAGCUCUCAGGAUCAUUCACGGUGACUCGAACUGUGAAGAAUGUUGGCUUGCCAGGGACCUACAGGGCGUUGAUACUGCAACCGCAUGGAGUUUCGGUUCUUGUCAAGCCUGCCUACCUGAAGUUCAAGAAGAUUGGCGAAGAGAAGUCUUUCAAGGUCGUGUUGAAGGCGAAAGGAGCCAAUGCGACUAAGGACUACUCGUUCGGAGAGCUGAUAUGGUCGGACACUGAACAUCAUGUGAGGAGUCCUAUUGUUGUGAUGGCCAUUUCUUGACUGUCAUUAUAUGCCGAAGAAUGGCCUUCUUAUUAAAUUGAUGUCGACCCUAUUAUUGAAUGGUGCUUCUUGAAUUUAAAAUAAUGGCUUCCAAAUUAUAAGGUGUUGAAAUUUAUUAAUUCAGAAACUAGGUUGAAGAUUAGUAGUUACAUUCAUCUAAAAGCUAAUUGGUCUUCAAAAUGAGAGCGUUGUGAAUAUUAGUCACGCAAUCGUGCUUUGUAUCUGCGAAAGAACUCAGUUCUCUUUCUUCUUCA